AUGAGAGAUCAGAGUCCCCUAACUAGUUGCCAGCCCAGUGUGUGUUUUUGUUGUUACAUUAGGGUUAGAAUGAAUAGAACACAGAAAAUAUUAUUGAGGGCCAAAGCUACUUUGAAGGCUGAUGCUAGUACUUUGGAUUUACUGGAAAUCCCAAAAUAUGAAAGUACGAAAGGACUAGAUCAAAAUGAAAUAACCAUACUUCUUUCCAAUCGCCAUAAGUUAUUUAAAGAAGUUAUAUCAACUGUUGGUGAAGAAGUUACAUCAACUCUUGAUGAUGAAAUCGAACCCUAUGAAGACAGCGGCGAAGAAUACAUUCCAGAUUCUGAAGAGACAUCUUCCGACAGCGAUUCUGAAUUUCAAAACUUUAUAAAGUUUCCACCACGUGUUUUACGAGAUCGCCAGUCUGAUAUGGAGGAACAAAAACAAAAUGCGUUGAAUGGAGGGAAUAGAAAUAAGAAGAAUGUAAUCAACAAAAAUACAGGAAGAGAGACACAUGUAUUAACUAAUUUAGACCAACCAAGUACAUCUACAUAUAUAAAUUGUCCAAUAUCGUUUAAUGAAGUCACAACAACUACUAAUGAAACUGAUACGUACGAAGAUCGUGAUGCUGAAAAUGUUCCAAAUUUUGAAGAUACAUUUUUUGACAAUAAUGAAUUCAAUCAGGCAAAUCAAAAUUUAGACAAAGGAGAGGCACCUAAUUCGAGAAAGAAACGUGUAUGGAAUAAAAAAGAUCAUUGCUUUUUUUGCGAUACAGAGGUCAUGAAGUUUUCGCGACAUGUUAUACGACAUCACCAUUCUGAAAUUGAAGUUCAAGAAAUUUUAGCGCUAAAUGUACGAAGCAAAAGAAGAAAAGAUCUCUUUACCAAGCUCAGAAACAAAGGAAAUUUUUUGAAAAGUGCUGUUGGUAAACAUGUGGUACCAGUAAGGAAGCCUACAUUGAAUAGUUUAGAGCAACUCUCUACUACCGCAUACCUUCCAUGUAAGCAUUGCAAAGGGUUUUAUAAGAAAAAAUUUCUUUACAGACAUGUGAAAAAAUGUCCACAUAAUAACGAUGAUAAAACCAUAAGAACCAAUGCCCAAAGUGAGGGUCAAUCUUUGUUUGCUGCUUACAGAGAGAAUGAUAUUUUGCGAAAAGAAGUAUUUCCAACGAUGAGACCAGAUGAGAUAUCAUUUACAGCGAAAACAGAUCCUUUAAUAUGUGCUGUAGCUAGGAGGUAUUUGAAAAGCCAUCGUGACAAACAAUUCCGAUUAGUUGCCUCACGCAAAAUGAGACAACUAGCCUCCUUACUUAUAGAAAUAAAAAAAAAGAUUAAGGUUAAAAGUUUAUUCCAAGCACUAGAUCCAUUAAAUUUCGAUAUUCUUGUUCAGUGCACUAAAAUAAUCUCCCGAUAUGACGCCGAAACGGACUCUUAUGGUGCUCCAUCACUAGCAUCUCACAUGGGAACGGAAUUAAAAGACUGCAUUGACGUGGCUUACAACAUGUCACUUAAAAAAUAUAAAGCAGAAACAAAUGAUGCAAAUAAUUUAAAAAUUUUGAAAGAAUUAAUUGUUAAUGAGUGGCGGUUCGAGGUAUCCACCAUAGCUAACAGUGACUUACAACAAAAAAAGUGGAACAAACCCUCACUUAUUCCAUUAGCCGAAGAUCUUACUUUGUUAAAAGCAUACCUACUUGCUGAAAGCGACAAAUGUAGAAAUACCCUCGCGGAGUAUCCAGAAAAUGAAAAAGCUUUCAAAACUUUAACUGAAUUAACCUAUGUGCAACUGCUUCUCCUAAAUAGAAGAAGGGUUGGCGAAUUACAAAGAAUGACCGUAACUUCUUAUACUGCUAAUAUAAAUAACAAAAGUACAAAUGAAUUCGAUAGCUGUAUCACUGAAAGUGAAAAAGUCCUGAUGAAAUCCUUCAAAAGAGUUGUAAUAAGGGGAAAACGAGGUCGAGGAGUCCCGGUUCUGUUUACGGAAGAAAUGGUCAGAAAUACAGAUUUACUUUUGCAAGUCCGGAAACAUUUUAUGCGACACAAAAAUGAAUAUUUAUUUGCAAAUACAAAAUCCUCUAGUAGUAUCAGUGGAACGAAGGCAAUUUACAAGCAUGUAAGGCUUGCCGGUGUAAAAAAUCCGGCUGCUUUGACGUCGACUAAAUUAAGAAAGCACCUCGCAACGAUGUCUCAAGUAAUUAAUUUAUCUGAACAAGAUUUGGAGCAAUUAGCAAAUUUCAUGGGACACACGUCUGAAAUACACAAAACUUACUAUAGGUUACCUAGCGAUGUGUAUCAAAUGGCCAAAGUGUCAAAAUUACUUCUACUUAAUGAAAAAGGUGAAGCUUCGAAAUAUAAAGGGCAACGCUUAGACGACAUCAACAUCAAUUUAGAUAUAGUAGAAGAGUCAGAUGGCGACAGUGAAGGUGAUGACUUCAAUGAACAAAACAUAAGAGGCGAGAUUGAUAAGAACAACAAGGAACCCACUUCAUCUAAGAAAAAUUCUAUGUAUGUUUCCCAAACGAAAAAGAAACGUACGCUAGAGCCCUGGACGGAUAGUCAAAAAGAAGUGGUAUUAAGCUAUUUCAAAACUCACCUGAAGAAGAAAAUUCCACCCAAGAAAAAUGAAUGUCUCCAUUUAAAAAGUGAACAUCCCGAUUUAUUUUCCAAUAAAUCUUGGGAAAAAAUGAAAAUCUUUGUUGUAAACAAAUAUAACCAAAACAAAUAA
Zophobas morio is the source of this 2700-nucleotide messenger RNA. RefSeq lists its product as uncharacterized. Gene Ontology annotation, biological process: DNA integration; DNA recombination. NCBI's taxonomy places the organism in Eukaryota, Metazoa, Arthropoda, Insecta, Coleoptera, Tenebrionidae. The transcript has 6 exons. The record is from RefSeq and is a predicted model, not a curated record. Bases 1 to 2700 code for a protein of 899 amino acids. Gene Ontology annotation, molecular function: DNA binding.